This is a messenger RNA of Camponotus floridanus (Florida carpenter ant), 1323 nucleotides long. Its product is annotated as ester hydrolase C11orf54 homolog. The record is from RefSeq and is a predicted model, not a curated record. Gene Ontology annotation, molecular function: hydrolase activity, acting on ester bonds; zinc ion binding. The coding region runs from base 137 to 1141 and encodes 334 amino acids. The transcript has 7 exons. NCBI's taxonomy places the organism in Eukaryota, Metazoa, Arthropoda, Insecta, Hymenoptera, Formicidae. Gene Ontology annotation, cellular component: nucleus.
AAUGUCGGGAUGACUAGAAAUGAAAAAGAUUGAGAUCUGGGAUGAUCGCUCUUAGACUUUUACCUGUAGCUAUAUUGCCAUUUACUGAGCCAAAUCAAUUCUUUCGCUAUCUAUUAGUCUACUGCUGGUUUUUAAAAUGGAUUUUAGUAAAGGACCUUUGGAUCCAUCCCAAUUAAACAUUACAACAAGGCCAUUGCAUCAACCUCCUCUCGAUGAGUUAAUGAACGUUCUAGCAGGAGGAUUGACUACAAAUUUUGAGGAAGCUACUAUCGAAAUAGCAGAUUGUCCUGAUUUGGAUGAAUGGCCCUACCUUUUCUACCGUAAAGGUUUGUGUGGUAAUCCAAUUAUUUUGGAUAUUGGUGGACCAGCAUAUCUUUUACCGACUGCCCAGAAAGACAAGUUUUAUGAUAUUAAGCUGAUACUACGUCACUUAAAUUACAAUCAUGAUACACUCGUCAUUGGUGCAGGAGCUGGACCAUGGCCACAUACUGGUUGUAAUUGUGAACUUAUUAUGAAAGUAAAUAUACAGGUAAAUAAUAAAGUUGACCCGAGAAAUAAUGGAGUAGCGAAUGGAACACAUUAUGCAUUUGUAAACAAAUCCACUGGAGAAUGCAGCGUUACGCGAGUACUUGCCAAUGAAGAUGAAACAACUUUUGCAUUAAUGGCUAAUUUAUACGUGUCCGAAGGCAACCCAGGAAAAGUCAUAAGGGUACGUGCUAAAAAGCGUACCGGAAAACUGGAUUUCAUAUCAUGUAUGCAAAAUGCCUUGGAAAAUCAUUAUAAAGAUAAUCUUGUUGGUUUGGGUGGUAUGUUUGUGAUGAAGAACGGAAAAAUAAAACAGCACGUUAUGCCGAAUUUCUCGGACACUCCACUGAAUACUGAAACUCAACUUAACAACUGGUUACAUUUCUACGAUAUGGAAACUCCUUUGGUAGCUGUUGGCACAUUCGUUAGCGCCGAGACAGAUUUAGAUCUCAGAGUACAGCAUUUCCAUAGUGCCUCUAAUGAAAAUCAACUAGGUGGACAUUAUCACAUUGAUACGACGCCAGAUACUAUUGAGUAUGAAGGUUACUUUAAUGUAGCAACUACGCUUUAUCGCGUCGACCAACCUCCAAAUAAAUUGCAAUUUGGUAAAGAUUAAUUCCAUUAAAUUGUCGAGUUUAAGAAAUAACUUUAUGCAUAAACAACGAAACCAGAGAAAACUGAUGAUGAUAUAUUUUAUAUAACUGAUAUAUUUUACAUAAGUGAUAUAUAAUUUGUACGAUUUAUUCCGAAAAUGUUUAUUCUAAAUAAAGUUUUUUCAAAGAAAAAUAUUUAUUUAAA